GAUCGGCAACGCACAAACUAGGAGGUGUUGCAUGUCAAGACAUCAAGAGGGUUAAUGAAGCCAAGUUCAGGUUCCUGGUGAAGUUACAUUUUCAUGUUCAAAUUAAUGCUCAAGUUCUGGGUCGUUGCUUGCGGUAGAGGAGUGAGAGCUGGGGAUGCAGGCCAGCUGCGGGCAGGCAGCCACACCUGCACAACCUUCUUAAGUACAUAUCUUGAAGUAACUAGCACGCUUGCGGCAUUCUUUUGUCUCUGCAAUUCAAACCAACCCCUUCCUUACCUGGGAGGAGGGCCAUCGGUAGAAUACUGAAGGCUUGAGGCCUGCAAUGGAUUUCUAAUCGGUCGUUGAGGUCGAAGGUGCAAGAACGUAACAGCGGCCACAAAUGACCCCGAC
This is a messenger RNA of Pseudomassariella vexata, 390 nucleotides long. RefSeq lists its product as uncharacterized. The transcript has a single exon. The coding region runs from base 94 to 306 and encodes 70 amino acids. The record is from RefSeq and is a predicted model, not a curated record. Lineage: Eukaryota; Fungi; Ascomycota; Sordariomycetes; Amphisphaeriales; Pseudomassariaceae.